AUUAAUAUAUAUCUUUGGAUUGUUUAAAAUCAAACUUUAGGAAAUAUGGUUACUUUAAAUAAGUUUGGUCAAAGUUUAUUUAAGAGGGCUGAUAGUAUUUUUUGUUGUUGUGGAAAGUGUUAUCCUGCGUCUAUUGUUUCGCCUAUUUGUACAAUAAGAAUAGAAAGAACAGAAUAUUUAUUAGAUGAACCAGCGUCUUCAAGUUUGGAUUUAAGAGGAAUUAAUGACAUGACAUAUUUUGAAAUAAUGGAACCUAUUAAGCGUAUGGAAAAGUUAUGCCGUUCUGGAAAAAAAUGGUUGAAAACUUUUAAUGGCAAAAAGAAAGGUUUUGAUAACUUUUUUCGAUUUCAAGAUUACGUUACUGAUAAUGGGUUGAAAUUGGAAAAUAGGCCAAAAUCGUCAAUAAGUUUUAUUAAAAUACCAGUAUCUGUCCUUCGCUGUAGACGUUCUUGGCCUAAUCAUAAAAAAACGAUUUAAUUUUUUUGACUUUUGUAUUAAUACAUUUGUUUUAAUUAAUGUUAUG
This is a messenger RNA of Pneumocystis carinii B80, 523 nucleotides long. RefSeq lists its product as hypothetical. The record is from RefSeq and is a predicted model, not a curated record. The transcript has a single exon. Bases 46 to 477 code for a protein of 143 amino acids. Lineage: Eukaryota; Fungi; Ascomycota; Pneumocystomycetes; Pneumocystales; Pneumocystaceae.